This is a messenger RNA of Lathyrus sativus (Indian pea), 996 nucleotides long. NCBI's taxonomy places the organism in Eukaryota, Viridiplantae, Streptophyta, Magnoliopsida, Fabales, Fabaceae. The record is from the annotation of a GenBank genome assembly.
AUGCCACUUUUAGCGCUUUCAUCUUCCGCAACCCCUUUGUGUUUUUCUCAAUGGAAAACCUACAAUUCAAACUUCCCAACAAGAUUUUCCUCUAAUUCGUUCACCUCUUUUCGAAAUACAACCCUUCCCCUUCGUAAAACAAGCCUCGUAGCUUCACCCUUUAGGCACAAAUUUUCAUCAAGAUGCAAUGGUCUUAAUAAUGAUUCUGACACCUACGAAUAUUCUGCGACCUACAGUUUGAAUGAUGUAGAAGAUUUAGAUGAAAAAUUCAUCGAAAAAGUGCAAAAAAAACUUAAGGAUGCUGGGUCGCCAUGGGAAGGUGCAGUUAUAUACAAGAGAGAUGCUUCAGUUUUACAUCUCGAGUAUUGCACUACUUUGGAGAGAUUAGGUUUAGGAAAAAUUUCAACUGAUGAUACAAAAAAGAAGGCUUCUGUUAUGGGAUUGCGAGUUGCGAAAUCAGUGAAGGAUUAUCCAAAUGGAACUCCGGUUCAGAUUUCUAUUGAUGUUACCAGGAAGAAGAAAAAAUUGAGGCUUGAUGGGAUCAUCAAAACUGUCAUCACACUUCCGUGUAAUAGGUGUGGCAAGCGAUUUGCUGAGGGGUUAUUCACUGAGUUUGCUCUUUUACUCACCGAAGAGCCACCUGUUGAGGAUCCAGGGAUUAAUGAUCUGGGUUUUCUUUAUGGGGUAGACCAAAUUAAAACUCUUGGAAAAAGUGCAGAGGAUGACGAAGAUGCGUUAAUUGAACCGGACGAUCAACUAUAUUUUCCUCGUGGAGAGAAAGAAAUUGACAUUUCAAAAAACAUAAGGGACAGGGUGUUUAUUGAGAUCUUCAUAAGUGUAUGUGAUCCUGGCUGCAAAGGUAUAUGCUUGACUUGUGGUAAAGACUUAAACAUUACGAGUUGCAACUGUAGCAAAGAGGAAGUAAAAGAAAAAAGCUUUGGCCCGCUUCGGAAUUUAAGAGAGAAGAUACAAGCGAAACAAUCGAAACAAUCAUAA